UCAAAGUCAAUGUCUUCUUCAAACCGCUACGACUUGUUAAUUUACGGAGCCUCUGGUUUUACAGGCCAAUAUGUGCUCGAAACUUUUGUUAAGAGCGAGGAAUAUGGCAAACUUUCAAUUGCUAUAGCUGGUAGAAGCUCGACUAAAUUGCAAGAUACAUUAGCUAAAGUUGGGAAGUUGACAGAUAAGGAUUUGUCCAAAAUUCCGAUAAUUAUUGCUGACAAUGAACACGAAGACCAACUCGUUCAGAUGGCCAAGCAAGCGAAGGUUAUUGUCAACGUUGUUGGACCGUAUCGUCUUUAUGGUGAAGCUGUUGUAAAGGCUGCUGUGGAGAAUGGUUCCAGCCACGUUGAUAUCUCUGGGGAGCCUGCAUGGAUUGAAUCAAUGCAGAUGAAAUAUUCUGAACAGGCUAAAGAGAAGGGAGUUUUUAUUGUUAGCGCUUGUGGUUGGGAUUCUAUCCCUUGUGAUAUGGGAAUGGAAUUUUUGAAGAAAAACUUUGAUGGGACUUUGACUUAUGCUGAAACUUUUGCAAAGAUUAAUACUGGAGAAUCCGGUUAUUCCUUCAAUGCCGGCACUUACCAAACACUCAUUCUUGGCAUUUGGAAAGCUAAGGACGACGGACUUGGACGUAUUCGUAAAGCUAUAAUGCCUGAAAAGCUGGAAAAGACUCGUUGGCGAGCACCAAAGCGUUCAACUUUUUGGUACAAUGACAAAUUAAAGUGUUAUUGUCUUCCAUUUUUGGGUGCUGAUAAAAGCAUUGUUCAACGUUCACAAUAUUUUGAUGCUCAAAUGGACAAGAAAUUUCCGGCAACGAUAGAGACUUACAUUUGUGUCAAAAGCGGGUUUUGGGCUCUAGCACUAUUGGCGUGGCUAAUGAUCUUUCAAAUUGCGGUCAAGUUUAGUUGGACUCGUAACAUUCUUCAAAAAUAUCCGGACAUUUGUUCUGCUUAUAUGUUUAAGAAUAGUGGACCGGCACGUCAACAAGCGGAAGAGGCAACAUUUGAAUAUUGGUUCUUCGGCACAGGUUGGAAUGAAACAACAAUUCCGCCACCUGUUGAAGAACAACCAAAGAAGAAAGUUGUUGUCCGGUGUGAUGGACCUGAUGCUGGUUAUAUUGCUACUUCUGGUUGUGUUUUGUCGUGUGCAUUAACUAUUCUUUCUGACGCUGAAAAUAUGCCAAAGCCUGGGUAA
Molecule: messenger RNA, 1191 nt
Organism: Meloidogyne enterolobii
Lineage: Eukaryota; Metazoa; Nematoda; Chromadorea; Rhabditida; Meloidogynidae
Source: the annotation of a GenBank genome assembly